GAUCGAGGUGCUGGUUCAAAAGCGCGGCGCUUGUCCGUGCAUCUGCCGGAGACCUUGGAAGUCGAUGAAUGUCAAUUGGAGCAACACUUCAAUGUCAUGUCACGUCUAAGUCAAAAGGACAUUGGUGAAGGUGGAGCUGCGAUUGUCCGACUAAUGAAGAGCAAAACAGCCGGCACGGAAAAGACGAAGGAGAGAUUGUUCGCCGUCAAGGAGUUCCGCGCACGAGAUACCACCGAGGAGGAAGAAUACGACUACGUCCGCAAAAUCAAAUCCGAAUACGCCAUCUCGAAAUCAUGUCAACACCCAAACAUUGUCAGCACAUUCCGACUUUGCAUCUCACACGAGCGGUGGUUUCACGUCAUGGAGUACUGCGAGCUGGGCGACCUCAACGACCUCAUCAAGAAGAACUACUUCUCAGUCGAAGACCGCAACUGUAUGUUCAAGCAACUCAUCCGAGGCGUCGACUACCUCCACAGCCGCGGCAUCGCACAUCGCGACAUCAAAUCCGAGAACCUCCUCGUCAACAAAGACGGCUGCCUCAAAAUCGCCGACUUCGGCACCGGCGAAGUCUUCUCCGGCCAACAUCCCGGCUGCCGCAACUGCAGACGACAAUCCAUCAUCGACCCAGAGGAACCCAUCCGCCUCUGCGCUCCCGGCUGGGUCGGCAGCCGACCCUACAUCGCACCGGAAGUCUACCAACGCAAAGGCGAUUACGACCCUCGCGCCGUGGACGUCUGGUCCACCGCCAUCGUAUACCUCACCCUCUGUUUCGGCGGCAACCCCUGGGACGCCGCCAGCCUCGAGUGCAAGAAUUUUAACAUAUACUGCGACACGUGGGACCAGUGGCUGGAGAAGUACCCCGACGGUGAAAUCAAAAAGGGGAGAGAGUUACCUGCUUUCGCGGGUACGAAGCAGUUUCAAUCAUUGGACGAUGCGUCGACGAAAGUUCUCAUGUUUGGCAUGUUGCAUCCGGAUCCGACGAAGCGGUGGACGAUUGCGCAGGCGCUGGAGAGUAAGACGGUGACGGAGUAUGCGUGUUGUCAGCAGGAAGGGUAUAGUGAUGAUAUCCGGAAGAGGCAGAAGAAGGCGUUGCAUAAUCAUGUUCCGCCGAAGGAUCCGAAGGGUCCGAAGUUUUUGAAGCCGAGCUUUACGCAUUGA
Zymoseptoria tritici IPO323 is the source of this 1158-nucleotide messenger RNA. RefSeq lists its product as uncharacterized. Lineage: Eukaryota; Fungi; Ascomycota; Dothideomycetes; Mycosphaerellales; Mycosphaerellaceae. The transcript has a single exon. The annotation marks the transcript as partial. Gene Ontology annotation, biological process: intracellular monoatomic cation homeostasis; intracellular signal transduction; protein phosphorylation. Gene Ontology annotation, molecular function: protein serine/threonine kinase activity; ATP binding. The record is from RefSeq and is a predicted model, not a curated record.